Messenger RNA from Mycetomoellerius zeteki, 633 nucleotides. RefSeq names its product THAP domain-containing protein 4-like. The transcript has 5 exons. The record is from RefSeq and is a predicted model, not a curated record. NCBI's taxonomy places the organism in Eukaryota, Metazoa, Arthropoda, Insecta, Hymenoptera, Formicidae. Bases 251 to 568 code for a protein of 105 amino acids.
UAUUUUACGUCACGCAUAUUAUAGAAUUUCAGAGAUAAAAGCGCGUUCUGAAUACGGGCCUAUGGCUACAUGUGCAUACAUUAUACUAGAACACUAAAGAUAUAGGUAUUCCUAUCCGCCUUUUUCUUGCCAAAUCAGUGCCACUACAGCGAGUGUUACUACAGCGAGUGUUAUAAUGCUGAUCGAAAGUCGCCACAUUUAAUCCAAAAAAAAUAAAUCGUAUAUGGGCAUAAGUAUUCGCAUUUAAAAAAUGCCUGGCUGUGCCGCAGUUAAUUGCAAUAAUCGGGUUGAAAAGGGCUAUAAGCUCUUCUCGUUCCCGAAGGAUAAACGUGGGACAAAAUGGGUUGACGAUAUGCGACGAGAUAAGUGGACACCGACCACCUCUUCGCGAUUGUGUGAGGUACAUUUUGAAGAUUCCCAAUUCGAAGCCCACCGCAUUGAUGGCUGGAGAAAACUUAAACCGAAUGCAGUCCCAACGCUUUUCGAUGUGCCCAACCCUCCGCCACGAAUCAACCCACCUAGACGAAAAUCACUAAUCGUGAUGAAAACGCAACGCCUGCUCAAAUAGCAAUAGUCGAUAGUUUUGAUCGAUCGGUGCUUCAAGAAUUGAAUUCGGUUAACCAAGAGAAAGCU